Messenger RNA from Capsaspora owczarzaki ATCC 30864, 2187 nucleotides. RefSeq lists its product as hypothetical. The coding region runs from base 99 to 1994 and encodes 631 amino acids. Gene Ontology annotation, cellular component: nucleus; cytosol. The transcript is spliced from 2 exons. Gene Ontology annotation, molecular function: calcium ion binding; protein serine/threonine phosphatase activity. NCBI's taxonomy places the organism in Eukaryota, Filasterea, Ministeriida, Capsasporidae. The record is from RefSeq and is a predicted model, not a curated record. Gene Ontology annotation, biological process: protein dephosphorylation.
UUGCUAUUCUUUGUUUUUGUUUUAUUCCGUUUCAAGGGGUGAACGGCGCAGUGAAAGACAGAGCGCAGUGUGUGCGUGCGUGUGUGUGUGUUAGCAGAAUGGCAUUGUCGCGCUCGGUCGCGAUCGCUCGGCUCGCCUCUUCCUCUUCCUCAUCAUCUCCCGCGACUUUCUCAUCGCUGCCAGCCUCAUCAUCGUUAUCAUCAUCAUCACCAACAUUCGCAUCAUCGCUGGGAAGCCGCAGUGGUGCAUUGACAUGUAUCACAGAUCAACCACGGCCGAGCUUACCACCGAGCAGCAGCAGACAGAGCGCCGCAGCAACGCUGCCUUCGCAACUACCCACCCGCAGCCCAGCCCGGAUAGAUGCAGACCCGUGUACGCACUCACUCACGACGCACUCUGACUUGCCAUCACGACGUGCUGGGCGGACGAGUGGCGCUACACCAACGCAAGCUCGGGAUUGGUCACCGACACGUCUCCCUUAUCUGUAUGCGAACCACCACGCUGCGUCGCCACUCGCCACGCACGCGAGGACGAGGCUGUUCUCAACACUGGGCAGUGCUGCAUUGUUCAAGACGACGGUCGGGCGCUCAAACGCAGAGGAGUCCUCCUCCUUCACCUCGUCGUCCGCUUCUGCUGCACCCUCUGCUGCUACCGAACCAGCUGCUCCGUGUGAAGAACCCGGACCCGGCUCGACAGCCAACUUUGUCGAUGGGCUGCCACUGUUUGCGCAACCCUUGCCGCAUGGUAGCAGCAGCAGCAACGCUACAUCGCCCGCAAGCGACGGAGCGGCCGUGGUGGCAUCUUCAGAGCAACCGCUGCUCUGGUCCCGCAGCGAGGUCCGACGUGCGAACGACACUCGCGCGUUUGCAGGCGUGCGGAGCACUCGCGCCCGUCGAGACUACAACGAAGACCGUCUGUGUGUGGCGCAGUUUGGCCCAGACACGUUCUUUUUUGCCGUGUUCGACGGCCAUGGCGGAUCGAGCGCAGCCGAUUUCGCCACGGCGCACGUCCACUGGGAGGUGCAUGCAUUGAUGCAAGCGGGCGCGAGCCCCUCGGCUGCGUUGGUAGGCGCCUUCCAAAAGGUCAACGACGAUUACUGCGCGUCUGCGCGGAGCUCGAGCACGUCGCGCACUGCGGGAACGACGGCCGUUGUCGCCGUUGUCGUCGGCCGAACAAUGUACAUUGCCAACGUUGGCGACUCGCGUGCCAUUCUCUGCCGCUCUGGCCGGAGUGUCCAGAUGUCGUUCGAUCACAAACCCGACGUGCCAGAAGAGCAGCAGAGAAUCGAGGCUCAAGGAGGCGAGGUCGUGCACGACUUUGGCGCCUACCGCCUGCAAGGCAUGCUCACCGUUUCACGGGCGUUGGGCGACCUAGAACUCCAGCAGUUUGGCUUGAUAUCGACGCCCUUCGUGGUGCGGCAUGAAAUUUCCAUGAAUGACGCCUUCCUUGUCCUCGCCUCGGACGGUUUGCACGACGCGCUCGCACCAAGCUUGAUUCUCGACAUUAUUCGAGGCGCGGCUGGACCCGACGAAGCCGCAGUGCGACUCACCAUGGAGUCAGAGAUGCGGGACGUCGAGGACAAUACGACGGUUGUUGUCGUUCGGCUACCCGGCUGGCGACGCUUCCAGACAGACCACUAUGCCAUCGGCUCGCCGUUCGGGCGAAAGCUAAACCUUCCCGCGCUUCUUUCACAGAUGGACAAGUACAUGCCUGUGGAGAUGACGCAGGACGACAUUGCCAAAGAGUUGGAAGUGUUUGAAAAGACGGGGCUCGGCUCCAUCUCUCGAGCAGGGUUUCACGUGUUUGACGAGACCCAACAAGGGUACAUAACGUUUGCUCAGCUCGAGGCUGCGAUGAAGCGUCUAGGCGAGGAUUUCUCAAAGAAAGAGCUGCGUGAGAUGUUUGACGAGGCGGAUCUUGAUCGAGACGGCAAGAUUGGAUAUGAAGAAUUUUGUCGGACGCUUCGGCAGCAAAAGGACGACGCUUCCAGUUGACACUUUGUGGAUUUUUUUUUUCUUAUCGAUUUUUUUUCCUAAAUAUCUUGUAUCGAUUCCGCUGCAACCAACCUCCACUGCCCGCCCCCCUUUUAUGAUCGUUGUCGAUAUCGUUAUGACUAUGGCAUCGCUUGGUUUGAUACACUUGUGCCUGUAUAAGUUGUUCUGUAUAUUGUAAUUUUGAUUUCAACCA